UGUGUGGUCUUCAUCAUAUGUGGCUUUAGGCUUUGAGAUAAAAUCAUGGAAUAUUGCAUUACUUUCACAGAGCAUUGUUCUACCAAACUCAGUGCAAAGCUGAUAGAUUGCUUCAAAGCUGCAGGACUGCAAUGUGAAAGUGUUUAUGAAGGGAAGAAUUCAGUUUAUAUAGGAGCAAAUUUUGAAUGUCUUGUUAAUAAGGCCAUUGAACUUGGCAUUAGGAAACCAAAAAAAGGAAAGGAUAUUGUGAUAAUGCAAGAGAUGUCUUCGGAAUUUAUUCACGACUUCGAAGGAAUUGAAGAUCAAGAGACAUUUUUCACACCCGCAGAGAAGUCUUUGCUUGUUUAUUCAUGUAUCAUUGGUCUUACUACAAGAGCGAUAUCUUUGGCAAGGCACAAAGUGGAGCUUUGUGGGAUUGAAGAGAGUUUAGUGGUUGCAUUACAACACAGCAAACCACAAAUAAUCGAAGAUGUUCAAGCAUUACAUAACAAGGAGAAAAAAGAUAGUCUAUGGCAAAACAUGAAAAAAAAUUGGUUUGAAUGUCCUGUCGAUGACAUUAGAGAUUACUUUGGCGAGGAAAUUGCCUUCUAUUUCGCUUGGAUGUCGUAUUUUAGAUGGGCAUUGUGCAUUCCGUCUGUGUUCGGUAUUUUUGUUUACUUUUGGCGAAAUCCUGGUAUAACGGUGGACGAUAACUUUCUUCUUCCGUUGUAUGCCUUGUUCAUAGUUAUUUGGGCGGUUUUCUUUAUUGUGAUAUGGCGGAGACGUGAAGCGGAGUUAUCGUACAUAUGGAAUACAUACGGCUAUGAAGAUGCUUACGAUAUAAGGCCAGAGUUCAAUGGCGUUAUACGCGAUAGUCCUGUCACCGGAAAACCUGAGAAGUAUUUCCCGCGAUGGAGACGUUGGUUGAGAUAUCUUGUCAGCGUUAUCUUCACCUUGCCAAUGUUGUUCGUUGCGGUGUUGGCUAUGCUGUGUUCCCUCAACCUCAAUGGUUAUAUAAAAGAUAAACACAGUCCUAUAUAUGUCUCUGCGUUGGCUUAUUACGCUGAACCCGGUCACAUAUUCGCCGGUGACAGUCCCUACUAUGGUUAUCUCAUACCAACGGUUGCUCACUCCAUUGUUAUAAACAUUCUUAACACAAUUUAUAGAUCAAUUGCUACCCGAUGUACGGAUUUUGAAAAUCACAGAACGGAAUCUGAGUGGGGUAGAUCGCUUAUUGUAAAGCGAGUCGCAUUCGAGGCAUUUGAUUGUUUCCUUCCUUUAUUCUACAUUGCGUUUUACCAACUUGACGUUGUUAAUCUCCGUCGAGAACUGCUUGGCUUGUUUGGAGGCGACGAGAUACGGAGGCUGGUAACUGAGACAAUAAUCCCGUUUAUAACCGAAAAUGUUUCACAGUGGCGAAUCAAGAGACAGUUUUGUGAGAUUCACAAAAUGUCUAAAGUCCAAGAACAGGCAAUAUCCGACUCGGUAUUAGAAGAAUAUGAUCAAUUCGAUGACUACUUGGAGAUGGUGAUGCAAUUUGGGUACGUUACCUUGUUUGCGUCUGCCUUUCCUCUGGCGUCUGCUGUUGGCGUCGUCUUUCUCCUCAUUGAGAGCCGCUCAGAUAUGUUUAAACUUCUCUUUAUUUAUCAACGACCAAAAGUUCUAAGAACGUGUGAUAUUGGCGUAUGGUACAAUGUAUUGUGGUGCAUGGUCGCCGUAUCAAUGUUAACCAACACUGUGAUAAUGGGAUUCUCAUCAGAACAGCUUGCUGAAUGGUUACCGUGGAUGUACGAAACUAUCGAGGGAGAUCAAUUCAUCAAGCUAGGUUAUGGCAGGUACAUAGUUGCUUGGGUCUUCGCAUUUGAACACUUUCUUAUUCUGUCCGCUUUGUUUAUCACGUGGUUUGUGAACAGCAAACCGAAAUGGGUUCGCGUUGCCAUAGCCAAGGAGAAAUACGAGAAGAAGAUGGAAGCACAGGAGGCAAUAUUAUUGACAACCGAGAGAAGUCGCUCGUUACGAAAUUCGAAGAAAUCUCAAUAAUUACAGCCGUUCAUUCCUGUCGCGUAGGUAUUUAAACACAGUCUACCAUAAAUUAUGCCGAGAAUAAUUUUGAGGCCAACUAUAUUUAUAUUGUUUUCACGUAUACACUGAUUUUGGACAAUCAAAACAGUAAAAACAAUCACUACUGCAUAUAGGUGCUUUGCAAUUGCUGCCAUUUUGGUUGAUCUUUCAAAACAUAUGCACAAAAUCAUGUUUCUGGAUUUUGCUGAUGACAUGAGCUUCAUCGACUCGUGUAAAUGUUUAAAACCUUUGGUUUAACUACGCUUGUGCUUUUUUUUUCAAUUUUGCUAGACUCUACUUUCUUAUAUACAAGAAUUAUUUAAUUAGCAAGUAAUUAGUAACUAAUGAAUGAUACUGAAGGAAUUU
Molecule: messenger RNA, 2406 nt
Organism: Dendronephthya gigantea
Lineage: Eukaryota; Metazoa; Cnidaria; Anthozoa; Malacalcyonacea; Nephtheidae
Product: anoctamin-8-like
Exons: 13
Coding region: 46-2019 (657 amino acids)
Biological process (GO): chloride transmembrane transport
Molecular function (GO): chloride channel activity
Source: RefSeq, a predicted model, not a curated record